Molecule: messenger RNA, 4849 nt
Organism: Linum trigynum
Lineage: Eukaryota; Viridiplantae; Streptophyta; Magnoliopsida; Malpighiales; Linaceae
Source: the annotation of a GenBank genome assembly
ACUAAUAUUAGUCGUCUCUCAACCUCAAAUUCGUUAAAUUAAAGAUUACCAAUUACAAGAACUUGAGAUGUUAGCUCUAGGCAACUCAAGCCUAUUUGUUUAGUCUCUUUGCCCUAAAUUAAACAAUAAAAUUUAAUUAUUAAUUACAAAUGUAAUUAAUUAUGUAUUCGAUAAUACCGAUUGGGAUACCGAGGUACCGAUUGGGAUACCGAAAUUAUUUAGGGUUUGGGAUACCGAAAUUAUUUAGGGAUUGGGAUAGAUUUUAAGGUAUAAUUCGGUAUUCGGGAUUUCGGGAUUUGGUAUUGGGAUACUGAUACCGUUCCGAUUUCCACCCCUACCCACGUGGACUAGGGCGGGGGCGGUCGGGUACCCACGAUCAUGGGUUUGUAUGUUUUGUAAUUUUUUAUGAACGGUUUUGUAAGUUAUUUUGUAUGCUUUAUGAAUUUUGUAGUCUAGCGAGGUUCUAGUACGUUUUCAAAGCUUUCUGGCAUAUUUGUUGUGUGGUUUGUUAUGUUUCUGGUUUGUGAUCUUCUCGAUUAAUACACCACUCUCUCAAUUAAUGCACAAUACACAUAUGUCUCAUCCUCCAAUUUUUAAUAAUGACUAGCGUGCUUCUCUUUUUAACAAUUUUCGGUAAUUAUGAUCAAUUUUUUUAAAUUAAAAAAGAUUAUCAAAACAAAUGUUUGUAUUUUUUUUUUUUUUGCAUUGAAAGGAGGCCGAGGCCGAACAGACAAAGGAUUACAACCAAGAUUGUUAAACCCCUAUCGAACCCUCGGUUGGACCCGAUCCGACCCGAGUCGAGCUUCAAAAUAGCCUUCAGAAAGCCCCCUGAUCUGACCCCAGGGAGAAGAAGAGAGAGGAAGAGGAACGAAGGAAGGGAGAUGGUGGGUGGAUCAUGGAGAUUAAGUAGAUUUAUUUUGUGAAAAAUUAGUUUUUAAUAGAUAUAUGUAAGAUAUAAUUUUUAUUUCGGUCAUUAAAUCUUUAAUUACUACCUUAUUUGUAUAUAUAUUUAGAAAAUAUCUUAAACAACUCAAACCAGCCGAACCCCAAUCAGACCAUUAAAUCUCAAAUCCCUUGCUUGAUCGGCUCAAUAACUUAAACCGAUUUGACAACUUUAAAAUUACAAAACAGAGAAAAGAGGGCUGCGUUACAACGACGCUCAAGGGAGAUGCCCAUGCCCCAUAGUACUAUCCUCUCUAAGAAAAUGUUUAUAUUAGUUGAAAGUAGUGUUAGCACACUGCUAACAAAAAUCGAGCAAUAACAUCCUCUACCCUUUCCCUCCACCUGUCAUCUUCCUCUCCAAUUUGGUAGCUUGUUGUUGUGUAUGAUUGGCCAUAAACAACGCCCACAUCGGCCAAAUUCUGUUGCUCUUUUCCCGUGAACUUCACCAACGGGGUUACUACUCUGUUUCAGGCGGGGUCAGAGGACACGAAACACAAUUCUGAAAACUUCUACCAUCCUCUUUGCUCUCACCUAACUCCCCUCCCUCCCUCCCGUAAUCUUUAACCCCCCAACACAACACAUAUCCCGUCCCGUUCAUCCAAACUUCCAGGAAACCGAAACGAGAAAUCAAUGGCGUCUCCAAUGAAUGAAGGCAAGGAGGUGAAAUCCGAAAUUGCGGCCUCGAUUCUCCCUCUCCUGAAACUCGUCACCCUCACACUAUUCGGCUCCGUUCUAGCCCAUCCCAAAACCCAAUUCAUUCCCAGGCAGACAUUCAAGCUUCUGAGCAGGCUCGUAUUCGUCCUCUUCCUCCCCUGCUUAAUCUUCACCCACCUCGGCCAAUCCAUCACCCUCCAAAAAGCCAUCCACUGGUGGUUCAUCCCCGUCAACGUCCUCAUCAGCACGGCCGCCGGCUGCAUUCUCGGCUGCCUGGUCGCCCUAGUUUGCCGCCCGCCGCCGGAGUUCUUCCGCUUCACCGUUAUAGCUACCGGGUUCGGUAACACCGGCAACAUCGCCUUCGCCGUUGUCGGCGCAGUGUGUCGUCGUCGGGGCUCCGACAACCCGUUCGGACCUGAUUGCUACUCCAACGGCGUCUCGUACGUCUCAAUUUCACAAUGGGUCUCCGUUAUUCUGGUGUACACUCUGGUUUACCAUAUGAUGGAGCCGGCGCUGGAGUUUCGCGACGAGGAUGGCGGCGGCGGCGGCGGAGGAGGAGGAGACAUAGUUGAAGUGGUUGAAGAUUCCGGCGGCGCAGAUUUAAGUCGGCCGUUACUCGCGGAAGCGGAAUGGCCGGGGAUUGAGGACCAAUUGGGAACAGAGCACAGCAAGAGUCCGUUCAUAGCCAGGCUGUUUCUCAACCACAGCACAAUUUCCGAAUCCGAAAUCCCGAUGGAGGAUCCGAGAGACCAAUUGGAAUCGAUCAGAUGCCUGGCGGAGCCGAGGGUACUGGUGAAAAAAAUCAGAGUGGUGGCGAAGGAAACCCCAAUUCACCACAUCCUCCAGCCGCCCACGAUCGCGUCGCUCCUGGCGGUAGUGAUCGGGCUGAUUCCGCCGCUGAGGAGCUGCGUGUACGGCGGCGAUGCUCCGCUAGGGUUCGUGACGGACAGCCUGACGAUGAUGGCGGGGGCGGCGGUGCCGUCGGUGAUGCUGGUGCUGGGGGGCAUGUUGGCGGAGGGCCCCAGCGACAGCGAGUCGAGCCUAGGGGCGAGGACGACGGUGGGGAUAGUGGCGGCGAGGCUCGUGGUGCUGCCGGCGGUGGGAAUUGGAGUGGUGUGGGCGGCGGAGGAGAUGGGGCUGCUGGUGGCCGGAGACCAGCUUUACCGAUUCGUGCUGCUGCUGCAGUACGCGACGCCAAGCGCGAUAUUGCUGGGUGCCGUUGCGAGCUUGAGAGGGUAUGCGGUCAGGGAGGCAUCGGCACUGCUGUUCUGGCAGCAUAUUUGUGCCGUCUUCUCCCUCUCCUUCUAUACUAUUGUCUUCUUCAACCUCCUGCUCUCUUACAUCUAGGUCCAGUUCACCUUCUUUAAUUCAUUUCCUCGCUAGCUAUGAUGAUACUUUUAAUCCCUUCUAAUUGACUUGUAUUUAUUUCAUUUUAAAUUCGAUUUUGAGUAGAGCCAUGAUGCAUUUAUGCAUUAUGCCGCCCAAGUCGCCAAUAGUAGGGAACGGCUACGGUGCUAAUUGUACAAUAGUUAGCACCGUCCUAACCAAGAGAAAAACUACUACUAGUUUGAAUUAGUGUGAUUUAACUUAGAUGUUGUAUUGAUUUUAUAAUAAUCCAUAAUGUUUUUUGCUAGUUAUCACGGUGCUAACCCCUAUAAGGGUUAGCACCUAAUCCCAUCCCCCAAUAAUAGUAUUGUUGUUCCUAGCAUUCAUACUAAUUAAUUAAUUGUUGAGGAUAAACUUAAUAGUUGAUGUAGAGAACUGUUAUGAUUAAUGGUGUCUUUUUAAGAAAUUACUUAGAAAAACUCGCUCGCUAUCGCUUCGCGUAUAACAAAGAUAAAUAUUUGGAUAAUGUCUAUUUUCUAUCAAAACUUUUUUAAGAUUCUUUUCUAUUAUUCAAAUCUAUUAAAAUUUUAUUAAUUAUCCAAAUCUUUCAUAAUGCAUCAAAAUAUUAGCCAUUUUUACGCUAUCGUUUUUGUAACUCUUUUCUUAGUUAAAAUACUAAAAGUUUGGAAUGUUGACCUUUAUGAGUCUCUUCCAAGUCAGUAUCAUGUUGCCAAGUCACUAUCAUAUUGCCAAGUCAAUAUUAUUAACAAAUUUGCUUACUAGAAGUUAACAUUUGACUAAUUCUUAGUGUUUCGAUAGGUUUAGAUAAUAUAAAAGAAUCUGAAAAAUGUUUUGGAUAAAAUAUAGACAUUAAUCAAAAUAUUUUAAAAAGUAAUGAUUUUAAUGUUGACCCAAAAAUGAAAGUCAUCUUAUUUCAUUGUUAAUCAUUCUUUUCAUAGGUUUGUUACUUACAAUAGCAUAUGGUCGAUGAACUUGCAUAGUGUAGAGGGGUCGUCGAAUAUAUUAUUUAUUUUUAAACUUCUUUCAUGACGCUAAUGUUUCAAUUGGUAUGGCUUUCUUUUUUUGGGUUUGAGGUAAUCGUGGUUCUCUUUUAUGAAAUUUUUGGACUGAUUGCAGGUUUGAGGAGGUUCAACUCGCAUUGAUCGGGUCAAAUUAGGUUAGAUACCCAUGAAUUUGGGUUGAAUUGUCUUUCUCAAACAAAAGGAAAAAGCGAGAUGAAAACACUAAAGCUAAAACUCACUACCGACUCAAAACUAGUCAAACCAAGGUUCAACUCGCUAUGACCUGGUUGGACCGAGUUUUGGACAAAUUCACACCUGACACAACACACCAAUUACAAAAACAAAUAAAACUCGCUCCCGUCGCAAACUUGUAAAAUCGGGUUCAAGUCGCUUUGGUCGGGUUGAAUUAGGUUGUAUACCCAUGCGUUUGAACUCAAUUGUCAUUCUCAACCAAAAGAAAAAAGAUAAAAAAAAAUACUAAAGCGGAUAAAACUCGCUCAUGACGCCGAACUCUCAACACUGCGUUCAACUCACUUUGACCUGGUCGACCCAGUUUUAACAAAUUCACAAUUUACCCAACCUGUCAAUUACAAAAGCGGAGAAAACUCGCUCUCGAUACGAAACGCGUCAACUAUGGGUCAGAGUUCAAUUGUCAUUCUCAACAAAAAGGAAAAUGAGAAAUAAAAAAAUUAAAGCGUACGAAACUCGCUUUCGAUCUAAAACUGGUCAACAGCGUGUUCAACUCGCAGUGAACAAUUUUUUAACAAAUUAACACUUGGUCCAACUUACCAACUACAAAAGCGGAUAAAGCUCGCUCACAAUACAACACUCGUCAAAACCUUAGAUUCGGGUCCAAUUGUCUUCCCAACCAAAAGAAGAAGAAAAAAUAAAUUUAUAAAUGAUAA